Molecule: messenger RNA, 1975 nt
Organism: Emiliania huxleyi CCMP1516
Lineage: Eukaryota; Haptophyta; Isochrysidales; Noelaerhabdaceae
Exons: 6
Coding region: 87-1778 (563 amino acids)
Source: RefSeq, a predicted model, not a curated record
AGCAAGGUGGCUGCUCCCUCUGUUCUCGCCGCGCCCUGCGCCGCACUUCUCGCCGCGACCUGCGCCGCAGUUCUCGCCGCGCCCAGAUGGGCAAUUGCUCCUCCUCGCCCGCGGGCCGCGAUCGAGACUCCAAGGACAGCGACGCACGGCGAGCGGCGCCGCCGCCCACCCGCUCCCUCACCUUCAAACUCAACCAGCUCGACGAGCAGCUCAGCAAAUCGGCUCCUUCGCCGGAUGCGCAGCUGGCCGAGCGACUCGCCGAGCCCAAGAAAGUGCGCGAAAUGUGCGGCCCGGCGGCAUUCGUUGGCGGCCUGCAUGCCGUGGUGGGCGCGGCAAACACCGCAGUCAUGGAGACGAUGCAGGAAGAGCACACGAUCCGGCACGACAGCCGGGUGCCCUUUGUUUCGGAUCACCUCCUCAUCGAGACGACGAGCGAGACGGAGUUUUGGUUCGUCCUCGACCCCGUCGGCGGCCUCGGCAGGCUCGGUCUCGAGCGCUGGCCAGAGGAGGGCCCCGGUGCGCGCCGCAGCUUCGCCAGCGGCCGCUCGUCCGAGGAGCUGCUGGGCGCCGCGAACAAGCGGCAGCCGCUGCCGCACGCGGCCUUCUGCGAGCGGAUGCGAGGCCACAACGAGAUGCUGCGGCAGCACGGGCUGGCGGAGCUGCUCGAGGAGGAGCUGAUCGGCGGCCGCCUCUUCACGGGGCCGAUGAAUGCAAAGUACCAGGCGGCGCUGCGGGCGCUCGAUUCGGCGGACGCGGGAAGGCGGCGCAAGUUUGUGCAGCUCUGCUCCGACCCGCAGACGCUGUCGCAGUACGAGGCUGCGGUCGAGGCCGACCCGGAGGGGGCGUGGGCGGCGGCGCGGAUGCUGUGCACCAGCUACUCGACCACUCUGCACGUGAUCAAGUCGCUCCUCCUCCGGCUUAGCAAGCUCUCGCGCGCCACGCCCGCUCGUCACAGGGCGCCCUCUCGAGGCGGCGCUCGGCAUCAACCGGUACCUCGGCGUGGGCGACAAGUCCAUCUGGCUGGGGAUGGGGCGCGGGCUCGAUGCGAUUCGCGACGAGUUUGCGGCGAGCGGCACCGAGGACGACCUGGUCUGCCUCGAGUACGUGCUCGAGGGCACCGCCGGCUGCCACCCGAGAGAGUGGCAACACUCUGGCGGCAAGCAGAUGGACGCCUUCUACGAGGGCAGGGAGGAAGACGGCAGGCGCGGCAGGCCGCUCUCGUACUUUGUCGAGCACCCGCAGGCUCGCGAGGCGGCCCUCCUGCCGGAGCACGUGGUCGCGCUAAGACUGUACACCACCGCCGCCUUCAAGAGCAUCAACGACCCGCUGCGCAACCGCAGCGGCGCGCACCCGUUCCCGGUGACGGUCGCCUUCAUCAACGACGGCAUCAAGAGGCUGCGCGCGGUCGGAGCGGGCGCGGCCGACGCGUCGGAGCGGCGCGACUUUUGGCGCGGGCUGCGGAACGUCGCGCUUCCGGACGGCUUCCACCAGACGGGCGGCACCGAGUACGCGCCCCUCUCGACCUCGUCCGACCUCGAGGUUGCGCUGCACUACUCGGACGCGGCGCAGGAGCGGCUGCUCUUCAAGCUGACCACGGCGUCUUUCCUCGAGCGCGGCGCGUCGCUGCAGUUUCUCUCCGCCUUCCCGGGCGAGGUCGAGUACCUGUACCCGCCCCUCACCUUCCUCGACCCGACCGGCAAGGUGGAGACCAUCACCACGACGUGCGGCGUCAAGUUCUCCGUCAUCGAGGUCCAGCCGAGGAUAUGAGAGGCAAGUGAGUGAAGACAAGUUGCGGAGCCUUUGAUUGUAUGUAGACUAGAUGCUGCUGUACCCACACCUCUUCGCGUAUAUACCGUACUUUAGGAGUGUUCGUUUUGUGCAGAUAAGAGAUGCGUGCGUAAAAACUCGUAGAGCCUUAGCUCCGCGCCGCGUAGGAGAGGCGCUGUACGACCCGUUACUGAUACGUGUAAUCUCU